UGAACUUUGGAAAUCGCCAAGUGGUUAAAUGGGUAUAAUUUUUUUAGUUUUGGCCGCGUUUUUGUCGGGCGAAACGUAGGUCUGUGUGACGUAGGGCUUUUAGAUCUUUUUACUUACAGCCACUCGGCUGAGGCAUUUAUCAUAUGCUGGCACUUCAGAUUCAGUGUUCUGAUGAUUGGCUGAAUGCGGUUCAGCAAAGGUAUAGAAAGUGCGAAUAGCCGCCAUUUUUAUACGCUUGGCCACGCCUUUUUGUAAAAGCAUGGUCCAGAGCAUGGCCUGCUUAGCACGCGCACGUGGAGCAGGCCUGCAGGCGGGUGUACGAGGGACGAUCAUCAUGGCCGACAAUCUCAGCGAGACCGAAUUGAGAGAAAAUAUUGCAGAAAUUAUCGACAAUGGGGAUCUGGCGACAUUAACUUCUAAGAAAAUUCGACAAAUAUUGGAAAAGAAACACAACACUACCUUAUCGCAUAGAAAGAAGCAGAUUGAUGACAUAGUCAUGCAAUUGGUUGAUGAAAAGUCGGAUAACAGCGACGAGGAGAGUGGAAGUAAAAGUGACGCUGGAAAGAAAGAGGAAUCGUCAGAAAAAGAAUCCAAAUCUCCAGUCAAAUCUGAAAGGAAAAGAAAAGUGAAGGAUGAGAGUGAUUCAGAUGAUAUGUCUUACCAGAGUGAGAGCGAAAGUGACUCGGAUGAAAAGAAAAAACCAAGGAAGAAGAAAGCUGCUAGGAAUAAGGAAAAGGGAAAGGCAGCCAAGAAACCCAAAGCCGAAAAAGGAGAAGGAGGAAAGAAGAAAGGAGGUUUCUCAAUGCCAAUGUUGUUAUCACCAGAACUGGCAGAUCUCAUGGGGGAAACACAUAUGGCUCGUUCAGAGGUUGUGAAAAAGAUGUGGCAGAUUAUCAAAGAAAGAGAUUUAUUGGAUCCCACAAACAAACGGUACACAAUCUGUGAUGAACAGCUGGAAAAAAUCAUUGGACAAAAGCGAUUCAUGACAUUUGCCAUGAUGAAAUACCUCAAGAAACAUGUCAUUGAUCCAUCCCAGGUGCAGUAAAGGUACACAGAAGGAUAAACAAAGACCUGAGGUGAUCUGGCUGUGUGCCAGUUUAUGUAGUAGUUUGUUCCAGUUUGUUCUCGUUCGUUGCGUUUUUAAAGCGGUCAUCCAUGCUAGUAAGAUAUCGAUUUGUGACCACGAAUUGUUUUUUAACAAGUGAAGAACUAAACUGUUUUAGUGAAGGUUCAAUGCUUUAGUGAAUGCAAAACUGGGCAGUCUUUGACGAUACAUUUAUGAAUUAACCAUUCACUACAAAUUCCCAGAAAAACUAGAAGUUUGGGAGGGCAACAUUCAGAAAAGAUGUUUGCGCUUUGAAAUGGUACACACAAAAUGUAAUACUCAAUCGCUCUCCCUGACUUCUCAUAGCAUUAUUUUUAGAUUAUUUGAAUAGCUUUUUAUGGUCUUUAGUCGGUGCAUUAUCGCCACCAUUUUAUUGAGCAGUUUUUGUUAUUCCAAUGAAGUUGUAUUAAGCCUAAUCUUACUGGAGUUAAAUUGUAGGCGGCCUAAAACUGCCCUAGAAAUUUUUCGGUAAUUUGUCAAUAUAAUUAGUAAUGCAUAAAUAUAGUAAUGUAUAAUUACAUGUAAUUGUACAUUACUAAUUAUAUUGAAAAAUUACCAAAAAUUUUCUCACACAGUUUUGGGCUGCCUAUGGUUAAAUCCACAAUUACUGCAAAAAUUGUGGAUGGUAGUACUAGAAUUCAUGAAGUCUAAAAUUGUUUAUUUGAUACUUAAUGUUGAUGAGUUAACUGAUGUUCCUUAAAAACACCGGCAUAGAAAAAAGGUUAAAUUAUUUUAAUUUGUGCUAAACUUUUAUUUCUUUUGGUCGACUUCUUUUUUUCAUUCAUGCCUUAUGGUAUGAAGUGUGCCUCCACUGUGAUCUUUACAGUAAUGGUUGAUUAACUUCUUUAAGAAUGAUAUUGGCAUUCGUUAAUGGCAGUUAUGGUAUACUAAAGGAGUAAAAAUAUUCAUGUUCGUUUUUAUAGUUAACCAUAGUGGUAAUAAAUCUGGUUACUUAUUGA
Molecule: messenger RNA, 2064 nt
Organism: Dendronephthya gigantea
Lineage: Eukaryota; Metazoa; Cnidaria; Anthozoa; Malacalcyonacea; Nephtheidae
Product: upstream activation factor subunit spp27-like
Exons: 11
Coding region: 260-1045 (261 amino acids)
Cellular component (GO): nucleus
Source: RefSeq, a predicted model, not a curated record